AUGCUCAGACAGGCAAGUUCUUAUCCAAGGCCCUGCAAUGUUAAUGUGACUACAACAUCAGUUCCAAACCUGGAGUUCUACCAUGUAAACAAAAGUUGGAUUGAUGCCUUGGAGCAAUGCCAGACAAACUACACCUCCCUGGUUGAAAUCACCAACCAAACAGUGAAUGAUGAAGUGAAAAGUCUCCUGCAAAAUGAGACACACCUGCAACAAGGGGUUUGGAUUGGCCUGGAACGCUCAGUCUUUGGCAAAGAUAGGGAGUGGAUGUGGAUUUCAAAGUCCAAAGACAUUCAUCCUGAGUGGAACAGAAGCAUAGCUGACUCAAAUAACCACUGUGCAAAGAUGAUCCUGACUGAGAAACAAGAAAUUAAGCUGCUGGAUGCCAACUGCCAUGACAGACUACCUUUCAUCUGUCAAGAUUUUUGAGAAGAUGCACCGUGACCUCUACUCUCAUGUGGUGAAAAAAGUGACAGCAUCAGGAAGACGCUCUAAUCCAGUCAUAAAUAAUAUCAGUCAAAUUACUAUAUCAUUCCUAUGAUGAGUGUAUGUAAACUUCUCACCAUAGCUUUAUGUAAAACUCUAUUAGUUAAGGUUUGUUGUCAUUUCUUUAAGUAGU
Molecule: messenger RNA, 616 nt
Organism: Oreochromis niloticus (Nile tilapia)
Lineage: Eukaryota; Metazoa; Chordata; Actinopteri; Cichliformes; Cichlidae
Product: regenerating islet-derived protein 3-alpha-like
Exons: 4
Coding region: 1-426 (141 amino acids)
Source: RefSeq, a predicted model, not a curated record